AUGUCGAUGAUUUCAUAGAGCAUUCAACUCUAAAAAAACAGACCCAAAGAAUUAGACAUUUCUUCACUUUAUAGUGAAGGUAACAAAUCUUCGCAUUGCAGUAAUAAUGUAAUUCACUAUUAUACUCAGUUAGAAAAUGCAUCCAAGAUCAUUUCACCACUUUAGUCGAUGUCUAAUUCACUUCUCAAGGAACCUACUAAAUAUGAUUGUCAAAAUUAAGAAUAAAUUUAAGGAUUGACAGGAUCCAAAUAUUUAUCGAUUCAUCCUACUAACCUUGAAAACGUAAUGAAUAUCAAUGGAUUCGAACCUAAACUACUAUAUGAAAUGGUCAAGCCAGUUAUCGACACAAAAAUUAUAUAAACAAUAUAAACAAUUUCAGACGAAGAACAUUAAACUCUAAAUUUAGAUCAAAUUAACGUAUAGCUUACUGAAAUUGAACAAGACAUUCCAAAUACAAGUGUUAAUUAAAUAUUGGCAUCUUUAAAUAUCAUUUAUGAAAAAUUAUCAGAAUCAAUUAGUUAUAAUAUUGAAAAUGAAUUACCAUAUCAGAAACAUAUAGUUUAUUAACUUAGAGUCUCCGUGAUAUAAUCUAAAGUCUAUAAAUUUAUGGGAGAUUAUAGAGCUGCCAUUCAUUGGCUAUAAAGAGUUCGAGACAAUUACCAAGUUUUUGAUCCUGACUUUGCUGGCAAACUAAUGCUUGAACUAUCCAAACUAUAUUUUCUCAACUUUUAAAUUACCGAAUCAUGGGAAAUCCUGAAUUAAGCUUUAUUGCAUUACGAAAAGAUAUAAUGGAAGGGUGAAAUUGCAAGAACCUUGCUUCUGUAGGCCCGUAUGUGUUCUUGGAUGAACAACUUUGAUCUGGCAACAAAGUUAGCUUAUGGAGCCAUUUCCCUGCUCAGAGAAGCCUACAUAAACGAUGAAACCAAAUUGGAUUAGGCCUACUUUAUCUUGGCUGAAUGUCAUUAUGUAUCGAAGAAAUAUGAAACAUCAAAGGAGUUCGUCAUUAAAGUGCUACAAUUAAAACUAUAAACAGGCACCUCAGAGGAUCAUCCUUCAUUUCUUGAAACGUAUAAUUUAUUAGGGUUGAUCCACUCUCAAAUAUAUGAUCUUAAAGCGGCUUAUUAUUAUUUUUGCCUAGCCUACAAAUGUAUUAAUUCCAAUUCUAUAUAUAAAGGGUAGAUUUUAAACAAUAUUUCUGUAAUAUAAAAAUAUCUUGGGUAAAUGGAUUUAGCAGGAAGAUGCCAAAAUGUAGCAAAUGAAAUUUAUGGUAAAUUUUUAUCAGAAAAUCAUCAACUCUUCAAGAGAUUAGUGCUUAAUUCCAUAAUUGAAUCUCCACAUUGA
Messenger RNA from Paramecium tetraurelia, 1341 nucleotides. RefSeq lists its product as uncharacterized. The record is from RefSeq and is a predicted model, not a curated record. NCBI's taxonomy places the organism in Eukaryota, Ciliophora, Oligohymenophorea, Peniculida, Parameciidae. Gene Ontology annotation, molecular function: protein binding. The transcript is spliced from 3 exons.